AUGCCUGUCGCCAUGGACAAGGACAAGAAGCAAGGAGAUGACCUCCUCAAGCGGCCCCUCUAUGUCUACGACCUGCCGCCCGAGGUCUUGACUACCUUGACCUUUGCCACGUCAACCUCUGAAGUCGCAGCUCCCGAGGCUAUACCAUCUUCCAAAGCAGACGAAUCAUUGCCCCUGUCCUCGCCGUCCUCGUCCGAGAACCUGUCCGUGGGCUCCCAGGCCUGCUCGCUGUGCAGCCUCACCUUUGACAAUGUGCUCGACCAGCGCGGGCACCAAAAGUCGGAUUUGCACCACUACAACCUCAAACAAAAGCUGCGCGGUCGGCCACCUGUAACCGAGACCGAGUUCGAAAAGCUCGUGGGAGAUCUCGACGAGAGCUUGUCGGGAUCAGACUCGUCCGAGUCAGACGACGAUGAUGACAAGAAGGAGAGCACUCUUACAGCACUUUUGAAGAAACAAGCCACCCUGGCAGAGAGAAAUAGCAACGGUGACGCCGGCAACGAUGAUGACGAGUCUACGACGAGGAGGCAGAGGGGCAGCGGAAAGCCACCAUUGUUGUGGUUCAGCUCGCCAGUACUGCCAGCCAACACAUUUUUCGGAAUCUACCGCGCGAUAUUCCAACCCGAAGAGGCAAACAAGGAGACAGAGCUGGUCGAAGUCAUAAGGAAGAAACAGCUUGAGCCGAUUGCAGCACCCAAACCCAAUGCCGAUGGUGGUAUUGCACCAGCCGCCUACAAGGGACCACACAUUUUCCUGUGCAUGAUUGGAGGCGGCCACUUUGCAGCUAUGGUCGUCUCGCUUGCACCUAGACAGACCAAACACGGCGCGACUUCAGGACCGCUGAACAGGGAAGCAACAGUGCUAGCACACAAGACAUUCCACAGAUACACCACGAGGAGGAAACAAGGUGGUUCACAAUCAGCAAACGAUAAUGCAAAAGGAAAUGCGCACUCGGCCGGUUCAAGUAUUCGUCGAUACAAUGAGCAGGCUUUGGUGGACGAGGUCCGGCAGCUGCUCCAGGACUGGAAAGGGUUGCUCGACACUUCUGAGCUGCUGUUCAUCAGGGCUACAGGUUCGACCAACAGGAGAACCCUGUUUGGGCCAUAUGAGGGACAGGUGCUGCGUGCAAACGACCCGAGGAUACGAGGAUUCCCAUUCAGUACCAAGAGAGCGACUCAGAAUGAGCUUAUGCGCUCGUUUAUCGAGCUCACGCGCUUAAAGGUUCGCGAAGUCGAUCCAGUUCAAGAAAAGGCACAGACCGAGGCGCCAGCAAAGCCAUCUACGCCCAAACCCGCCAAACCGGCGGCGCCAAAGUUGACAGAGGAGGAAGAAACGGCGCUGCUUCACACAUCACAGUUGCAAGCAUUUGUACGAAGGUCGAAAUUACCAGCACUCUUGUCAUACCUCAAGAAUAACGACGUUGCGGCAGACUUUCUGUUUCAGCCGGUGGAUUCGCAACAAAACUACCAUGCCCCGACCUGCCUUCAUCUAUCUGCGAGCCAAAACUCGGGGCCUUUGGUGCUGGGACUGCUCACAAAAGCAGCCGCAGAUCCAACCAUCAAGAAUCGGGAAGGCAAGACAGCCUUUGAACUUGCGGGAGACCGGUCGACCAGGGAUGCCUUUAGGGUCGCACGCGAUGAACUGGGCGAGGACAAGUGGGAUUGGGAAAGUGCCAAAGUAGCACCGCCCAUGAAGCGCGCCGAGGCAGAGAAGCGUGACGAGCGGGAGCGAAACGAAGAAGAGAAGAAGGAAGCUGAGCGCAGGAAAGCUGAAGAGGCACGUCUCAAGACUGAGGGACCCAAGAUCCCGUCCAAGACGCCUCGCAAGGGGGCGCUGGGCAGCAGUCUUCCCAAGACGGCUCAGGAGAAGCGCGAGGAAGAGGCCAGAGGGCUCACGCCGGAACAGAGGAUGCGAUUGGAUCGAGAACGGAGAGCUCGGGCGGCUGAAGAACGGUUACGUAGGAUGCAGGCUGGUGGCUAA
Pestalotiopsis fici W106-1 is the source of this 1980-nucleotide messenger RNA. RefSeq lists its product as uncharacterized. NCBI's taxonomy places the organism in Eukaryota, Fungi, Ascomycota, Sordariomycetes, Amphisphaeriales, Sporocadaceae. The coding region runs from base 1 to 1980 and encodes 659 amino acids. The record is from RefSeq and is a predicted model, not a curated record. The transcript is spliced from 2 exons.